Chlorocebus sabaeus (green monkey) is the source of this 1467-nucleotide messenger RNA. Lineage: Eukaryota; Metazoa; Chordata; Mammalia; Primates; Cercopithecidae. The record is from RefSeq and is a predicted model, not a curated record.
CUCCAGCCUGGGUGACAGAGUGAGUAAAAAAGAAAAGAAAAGAAAACUUACGAAUUACUGCUGGACUUUUCCAUGUAUUAUUUUUGGUCUGUAGUGGACACGGGUAGAUGAAACUCGGAUACGUGGGAGCUACCGUGGGUGUAUCAGGCUCUCUGAUGUUGGAUGAACAGGGACAUGGGUUAGUCUUGCCCUCCUCUCUCUGAUUCAGGUACCAGCCAGACCAGAAUUUCAGCAAGAAUGAGAAGCCGAAGGAGGAAGUAGUUGAGAUGAAUUCUGUACCCAAAGCGAAAUCCCCAGAACGUGUUCCUGAAGCGUCCAGCACUCCGACGAGUCUGUGGAGCCCUGUCAGCACCAUCCCCACCCCGAGAUCUGGCCGCACCGUCUAUGGAUGUGCCUUUCUGCUUGUUGUCCUGCUGACCGUGCUCUGCCUGGUACUGGCCCAUUGGCCCAAACGCCUGUUCUCUGGAGAGCCGAUCUACGUCACAGCUGCUGUGCUACUGCUGGUGCUCAUUGUGGGAUUCACUUUCACCAUCUGGAGACAGCCCCAGAGCAACACUCCUCUCUACUUCAAGGUCCCCCUGUUGCCUGUCCUCCCAUUGGUCAGCAUCUCCGUGAAUGUUUAUCUGAUGAUGCAGAUGACCACUGAGACCUGGGCCCAAUUUGGAGUUUGGAUAUUGAUUGGAUUUGCUGUAUAUUUUGGAUAUGGGAUCCGACACAGCUUGGAGAACGAUCAACAGCCACCUGCGUCAAGCUCCCAGACUCCUCAUGAAAACAUCCCUAGUCCCUCGCUGAACUAGUUUAACCACAGAAAAGGGAUGGACCAGUCCACUGGAGGUGUCCUCUGUAUGAAGGGAGAGUGAAGCUCUGCAGAGUGUGAAGGUGGGAUGCAUUUAAAGCCCCAUGUGCAUUGCCAGUGAGCAAAUGCUUUUUUAAAAACUUUAUUUUGUUUUUUUUUUGUUUGUUUGUUAUAGAGAUGAAGACUUGCUCUGUUGCCCAGGCGGAACUUGAACUCCUGGGCUCAAGUGAUCCUCCUGCCUCAGUCUUCCGAGUAGCUGGGACUACAGGCACCUCAUUAUGCCCAGCUUAACAAAAUAACUUUAUUAUUAUUAUUAUUAUUUUUUCUUUUUGAGACAGUCUCGCUCUGUCGCCCAGGCUGGGGUGCAGUGGUGUGAUCUUGGCCCACUGCAAUCUCCGCCUCCUGGGUUCAAGUGAUUCUCCUGCGUCAGCCUCCAGAGCAGCUGGGAUUACAGGCACGUGCCACUGUGCCCGGCUAAUUGUUAUUAGUAGACACGGGGUUUCACCAUGUUGGCCAGACUGGUCUUGAACUCCUGAUCUCAAGUGAUCCACCUGCCUCAGCCUCCCAAAGUGCUGAGAUUACAGGCCUGAGCCACUGUGCCUAGCCAAAAUAACUUUAAAAACUUACAUUUUUAAAAAAAUUGACAAAUAAAAAUUGUGUAUGUUUAUGGU